Molecule: messenger RNA, 2809 nt
Organism: Rhinolophus ferrumequinum (greater horseshoe bat)
Lineage: Eukaryota; Metazoa; Chordata; Mammalia; Chiroptera; Rhinolophidae
Gene: BTNL9
Product: butyrophilin like 9
Exons: 11
Coding region: 163-1785 (540 amino acids)
Biological process (GO): T cell receptor signaling pathway; regulation of cytokine production
Cellular component (GO): external side of plasma membrane
Molecular function (GO): signaling receptor binding
Source: RefSeq, a predicted model, not a curated record
UGGAAGGUAGGUGGGUAAUUCUGUCACACAUGAGCUGGCCCCCUCAACUGGGACCAAGACUCUUUACAACAAUCAUCUGCUUUGCAGUGGAGUUGGGAUUGCCAGGGCUCAUUGCCAUUUCGGACCCUUUGCUGCAACCUGCCAGGUGGCCCCACUGCUGAGAUGGUAGAUUGCCCAGUCUUCCUGGACUCCUUCCAGCUCCUACCUCAGCCCAGCAGUCUCUUCUUCCUUCUCUUCCUCUGCUUCCCGCCUGGGGAGCCAAACUCAGAGGAGGUCAAGGUGGUUGGCCCUGGGGAUUCCAUCCUGGCGAUCGUCGGGGAAGAGGUGGACUUCCCGUGCCACCUGUCGCCAUACCUGGACGCCGAGCACAUGGAGAUCCGCUGGUUCCGCAGCCAGGCCUCUGAGGUGGUGCACCUGUACCAGGGGCGACAGGAGCUCCAAGGGCGGCAGAUGGCGCAGUUCCGGAACAGGACCAAACUCGUCAAGGACGAGAUCGCCUAUGGAAGCGUGAUCGUACAGCUCCACCGCGUGGUCCCGGCCGAUGAGGGCCCUUACGGGUGCCUCUUCCUCUCUAGCAACUUCUCUGGAGAAGCUGUCUGGGAGCUGGAGGUAGCAGGGAUGGGCUCAGACCCUCACAUCUCGCUUGAGGGCUUCAAGGAAGGAGGCAUUCAGCUGAGGUGUACCUCCAGCGGCUGGUACCCCAAACCCCAUGCACAAUGGAGAGACCAUCAGGGGCAGUGCCUGCCUCCGGUGUUCGAAGCCAUCGUCCAGGAUUCCCAGGGCCUGUUCAGUCUUGAAACAUCUGUGGUCGUCCAAGGGGGUGCCCACCGCAAUGUGUCCUGCUCCAUCCAGAACCCCCUCCUCAUCCAGAAGAAAGAAUUUGUGAUCCAAAUAGCAGACAUAUUUUUACCCGGACCCUCCCCGUGGAAGAGAGCUUUCCUCGGGACUCUGGUGGGACUGCCGCUCCUCCUGGCACUCCUCACCGCGGUGGCGCUGAGCUUCUUUCACAAGCGACAGCGGACCCAAGAAAAGCUGAAGGAGCAGGCGGAGAAGGACAAAGGGAAACUCACAGAAGAGCUGGGGAAGCUGCAGACAGAGCUUGACUGGAGAAGGGCUGAAGGCCAAGCUGAGUGGAGAGCAGCCCAACGGUAUGCAGUGGACGUGACUCUGGAUCCGGCCUCUGCGCACCCCAGCCUGGAGGUCUCCCAGGAUGGCAAGAGGGUGUCCUCCCGAGGGGUGGCGGCGGUUCCGGUGUCCCCCGGCGACCCGCAGCGGUUCACGGAGCAGACAUGCGUGCUGAGCCACGAGCACUUCCAGGCCGGCCGACACUACUGGGAGGUGGACGUGGGCCGGCGCAGCCGCUGGUUCCUGGGCGCCUGCCUGGCGGCGGUGGCGCGCGCGGGGCCUGUGCGCUUGAGCCCGGCCGCCGGCUACUGGGUGAUGGGGCUGUGGAACGGCUGCGAGUAUUUCGUGCUGCAGCCGGAGCGCGUGGCGCUCACCCUGCGCGUGCCGCCCCGGCGCGUGGGCGUUUUCCUGGACUACGAGGCCGGAAAGCUGGCCUUCUUCAACGUGUCCGACGGCUCCCACAUCUUCUCCUUCACCGAUACUUUCUCGGGGCCGCUCUGUGCGUACUUCAGGCCCCGAGCCCCCGAUGGCAGCGAACACUCGGAUCCGCUCACCAUCUGCCCGUUGCGGAUUAGAGGGACAUGUAUCUCUGAAGAGAAUGACGGUGACACCUGGGUACAGCCCUAUGAGUCCUCGGACCCCGCCCUGGGCCUGUGGUGAGGCGCUCUCCUGGCCACAGGGCUGGGUCCGGGAAGCUUCCUCUAGGGUGGAGGAAGCACCCCCAAAAUGUCUGCAGAGGACAGACUCAGCACAACAGAAAGGGGACAGAGAGAGGGACUUGGUCUGUGUAGAUGUGUAUGUGUACAUGUAUGGACAUGAUUUUCUUUAAGAAAAAGAGGCAAUUCCAUAGCUCUUCUGUGUGUAUGAUAGAAUUUAGCAAAUGAGUAAAAACACAUUGAUGUCCCCGUGAGCCUGGGUGUUCACUGUGGACCAGGAAACUGGAAUGGGGAAAAGAAGGGAGAAUCAUGAUUGGAUUAAAGGUAUCAGCUGAUUUGCAUGUUUAUACAUAUACACACACGUAUAUAAUAUGUUUUCUAGUUCUAAAAAGAUCUAGAAACAAUGUCACCUUAUAAGCAAUGAGUUCACCUAGGGCUCAUAUCCCAGUUUUAAAUGCCAAUUCCCGCUAACAUGAACUUGGGAAACUGGCUGAUUCCAGAGCUGGGGCAGAAAAAGCACAAGGUGAGUCUGGACCAUCUUACGCCAUAAAGUACAAAUGUGCUCAAAAACUGAUGGGGACACAGCAGAAGGACAUAGGAGCUAGGUUGACAAGGCUGUACCUACCUACUGUGGGACAAUUUGAACAUUAAAAUGAAUACUGACAUUACAAAAAUAUACAGAACACAAAAAGUAUAGAAAGGGGAAAGGAGAGAGUGAAAGACUGACUCUGUGAACUCAUGGGUUUUACUAUGUGUAGCUAGAUGGAAGAUGGAACACACACGUGAUGGAUGGGUGGGUGGAUGCAUGGAUGCAUAUGUGCACAUACAUGUAGUUCCUAGCUCUGUCUGCUUUGACAAUAACACCCCCAGUACCACUGAGCACAGCUAGCACCCUGCAUUGUUUUUCAUACUAUUUUCCACUAAAUUGAACCAAGCUUCCUUGGAGAAAUGAUCAACUCUGGGGCUGGGGCAGGGAAAACAAGACAGGUGUGAUAUUGUGAUAUAUAGACAUAGAUAUAGAUAUAGAU